Nymphaea colorata (pocket water lily) is the source of this 881-nucleotide messenger RNA. RefSeq lists its product as uncharacterized. The coding region runs from base 159 to 593 and encodes 144 amino acids. The transcript has a single exon. The record is from RefSeq and is a predicted model, not a curated record. NCBI's taxonomy places the organism in Eukaryota, Viridiplantae, Streptophyta, Magnoliopsida, Nymphaeales, Nymphaeaceae.
AUCACCAACCCAACUAUACACACUUUUGUUAGUUGGGGUUAGGUUUAUUUUUAUCCACUAAACUUAGCCGAGCAACUGAUAUAAUUCAGCAGCCAUUGAUUGUUGAAUUCAUCAGAUUGCCAAGCUUCCGCUCUCGUACUCCCAUCGUCUAACUAGAGAUGAGCGCUCUUCUUCCCCAUACGAGACAUGGCCUGCCCAUAGCAAUGGCUUCUUUGAAGACCAGCUUCCUUCUGGGAAGAGUCCUCGCACUAGUGCAGCGACCCUUCUUCCUGUAUGCCAUCUCUUGGUCUGCCCUCCUGACCACCGUCGUCUUGCUGGUCUCUUUCGCGCCAGAACUUGCUUUCGUCAACGCGGUGUCUCCGUCUUCCGGUUUCUCUAAAGCAUGCAACACUGGCAGUAUGAGUGCCUCCGGCCCAAACGGAGCAAGUUUCCGGCUGCCGAUGGAAGAUGCCGGCGAUGUUCUUUGUGUUUCAGCGAACCUUGUCCGACGGUCUCGGCUGGAUUUCGUGGUGCCGCCUUUGUUUGCUGCAUUGGUGGUGGCAGGGUCAGCUGGCUUCGUACAUGCAAUGGGUCUCUGCAGGGAGCCGCAGUGAUUCCCUCUCUCCCUCUCUCUAGGUGGGCUUAUAUCAAUUGUUUAUGUUUUGAUUACUGACAAUAAGCCAAAACAAACAGUGGGAAAGAGAAAUCGUUUAAAGAUGCUGCUGAUAUGUUUGUCCCACCACCAUCUUUUUGUUUGCUUAGGAAAUCGGAAAUACUCAGAAAAGAUGUAGAAUGGGAAUCGAAAUUUGCACUGUAAAUCCAACGCAGCCUUCCAAUCUUGGCUCCUACGAGCGUCUGAGUAACUCAGGAAUUUCAGUCACCAUCUUCUUGUAAAUUUUUGG